CUUCUGUUUCGCAAUUUGCACCACCAACUAACAAGCUAGCUAGCCAGAGACCGUUGGUCGACCAGCUGCAGAGGGGAGAGAAAAGAAACCAACCAUGAUGAUAAGCAAUAAACACCCGAGGAAGACAACUUUUCUCCUCAAGAGGUCAGAAUCAACUCCCCCCCAAUCCCAACCCACAAAUUUAGAUAAUAUUGUCCCUAGAAAUAACAAGUCUCCUUUGGUCGAAUUCCCCACAUCUCAGCUGAUAUUUGGGGAAGAGAGACUUCAUUUCAGUCAUCCACAACACCCCCUGUCCCAAGUGAUCCUGCCCGACCUCUUCACCUGCGCAGGCUGCAAGGAGUACGGCGCCGGCAAGAGGUUCAUUUGUCAACUAUGUGACUUUCAGCUGCAUGAUUUUUGUGCCUUAGCUCCUCCAGCUCUAAAGAACCAUCCCUUCCACAUCCAACACCAACUUGUUUUCUAUUCUAAAGCAGUUAAAGGAGGAAUUGCACAAUCCAAGUGCGAUAUUUGUCACAAGCCAAGCAAAGGUUAUGCCUUCAGAUGCAGCGCAUGCAGCUUCCAGAUGCAUCCUUGCUGUGCGAUGCUGUCAUCAGAAAUAAACCUCCAGACUCACCCACAUACCCUAAGACUUUUAUCAGCAGCUGAUUCUUCUAGUAGGAGUUUUGUUUGUGGGGAGUGCAGGAGGAGGAGGUCGGGCAGGGUUUACCACUGCACGGUGUGCGAUUACCAUCUGCAUGCAGUGUGCGCUAAGAACAUGAUAAAUGGGUUGCAAGAGAACGGCCUCAAGGGACGUGAAAAGCCGAGUGUGUUGGGGACUGCUGCUCGCCUCGCGUCUCAAGUUGUCACUGAAUUCAUCGGCGGCCUCAUUGAGGGGCUUGGGGAAGGUGUUGCUGAUGUCUUGGUUCAAGAUAUUGCCAGGUCAGGAAGACCAAAUGCCCGCCGAUCAUCCAAUUCUCCUGACUGAUUAACCAUAUGUUCUUGUGCAUAUGCGUAUAUUCAUGAAGCUCUCCACUUUAGACUGUAUAUUUAUGAAUUACCAAAUGUAUUUAUGAUAUAUGUACGUACAUAUGUAUAUGAUUGAUUAAUUAUUAUAUAUAUCACUUUAAUAUAUA
Molecule: messenger RNA, 1112 nt
Organism: Malus domestica (apple)
Lineage: Eukaryota; Viridiplantae; Streptophyta; Magnoliopsida; Rosales; Rosaceae
Product: protein VACUOLELESS GAMETOPHYTES-like
Source: RefSeq, a predicted model, not a curated record